Lates calcarifer (barramundi perch) is the source of this 1711-nucleotide messenger RNA. RefSeq names its product 3-hydroxy-3-methylglutaryl-CoA lyase (gene hmgcl). The transcript has 9 exons. The record is from RefSeq and is a predicted model, not a curated record. Bases 35 to 1048 code for a protein of 337 amino acids. Lineage: Eukaryota; Metazoa; Chordata; Actinopteri; Centropomidae. Gene Ontology annotation, biological process: L-leucine catabolic process; ketone body biosynthetic process. Gene Ontology annotation, molecular function: hydroxymethylglutaryl-CoA lyase activity.
GAAGAAGUGACGUCAGAACGGAGGCUGGACUGUCAUGGCGGCCAUCGGGAGGCUAAUAAACAGAAACACUUUAAACCUAGCAAUGGGUCAGCAGUAUGUGGCGUUCAGCUCCGCUGCAAAAGGCAGAACAGCUGGCGUAAGAACAGGUCGUGCUCUUCCACAGAAGGUGAAAAUAGUGGAGGUGGGACCCAGAGAUGGCCUUCAGAAUGAGAAGACCAUCGUACCAACAGAGACAAAAAUUCAUUUGAUUGACCUGUUGUCAGAGUCCGGGCUGCCAGUGAUUGAGGCCACCAGCUUUGUGUCCCCAAAAUGGGUUCCACAGAUGGCGGACCAGGUGGAGGUUAUGAAGGGGAUCUGUAGAAAACCUGGUGUGUCUUAUCCAGUCCUUACCCCAAACCUCAAAGGUUUCCAGGCUGCUGUGAAGGCAGGAGCUUCAGAGGUAGCCAUAUUCGGCGCUGCAUCUGAGCUUUUCAGUAAGAAGAACAUAAACUGCUCUGUGGAUGAGAGUUUACAGCGCUUUGAUGAGGUUAUGAAAGCAGCUAAAGAGGCUGGUGUGCCAGUUAGAGGAUACGUGUCUUGUGUUCUUGGAUGUCCGUACGAAGGCAAAGUAGCCCCUGAAAAAGUUGCACAUGUAGCGAAGCGUCUGUACUCGAUGGGCUGUUAUGAGAUCUCCCUGGGUGACACCAUCGGGGUGGGGACUCCAGGUAGCAUGACUGAAAUGUUGGAGGUGGUGAGCAGAGAGGUGCCAGUCAGUGCCCUGGCAGUGCACUGCCAUGAUACCUAUGGUCAAGCCCUGGCAAACAUCCUUGUAGCCUUACAGAUGGGAAUCAGUGUGGUAGACUCAUCAGUAGCUGGACUGGGUGGCUGUCCCUAUGCCCAGGGGGCUUCUGGGAAUGUUGCUACUGAAGAUGUAGUGUAUAUGUUACAUGGACUUGGGAUUCAAACAGGAGUGGACCUCUCCAAGCUGAUGAACGCUGGAUCUUUCAUCUGUCGAAGUCUCAACAGAAAGACCAGCUCCAAAGUGGCACAGGCCACCUGCAAACUGUAGACAAAAACCAGCAGCACAGCAGUGUAACAAUGUAACCCUGGAGCCAUCAUCCUCUGUAUGUUCAGUUCUCUCUAUUCCAAGUUUGAUUUGGUUUGUCAUCCACUGGUAUGAGAAUAUUAUUUUAAUAUCUGAACAGUACUGACCCCACUCUCUGUUUAAAAAUAAAUAAUUGAUUAGGUAGUCAUUACAUUAUAGCAUAGCUGGAACAGUGCCUUAUGUAAAGUCAGUCUAAUCAUAUAGAAUCUACCCAUCAGAAGCCAUGCCUUGUUUCUUUCUUUUUUUGAAAUAUUGUGCUUAUAUUACUUUUGGGUCAGGGAGUAAGCAAAAGUGAAGCACAAAUCUUGUAUAUAAUAAGAAAUGAACCAGUAAUAAUGUCUAAGGGGAGGAAUCCUGUGUAUGCUGUGAUCACUGUCUUCAAAUGAAUGAUCUAUUUAGGGAGCACCUGUGGAAACAAUCACUUCUCAUGAAUUUGGGCAUUGUACUGGUAUGUGGAGAAAUGUGAACGUGCCGAACUCCACAGAUUUCAACAACUGAUUUUUUUUUAACAUGUAAAUGAUUCCUAGUUUUACUUUAAUAUGUUUAAGUAUUUAUUUUAGCCUGUACAUAUCAAUUACAAAUACAAUUAGAUUUUGAGUAAAAAAUAAACACUAUUAAUAAAUUAAA